CGGGCACAGUGAACCAUGGAGCUGUAUUUCGGGGAAUAUCAGCAUGUGCAGCAGGAGUACGGUGUCCAUCUGAGACUCGCAAGUGACGAAACCAAAAAAUCCAGGAAUUCCCAGUCCUCUAAGGCAGGCUCCUACGGUGUCAGUAUUCGGGUACAGGGGAUUGAUGGUCACCCCUACAUAGUUCUCAAUAAUACAGAGCGGUGUCUGGCAGGUCCAUCUUUUUCUGAAAACGGGCCAUCAUUUCCACCUCCAGUGAUGAAUACCCCGCCUCUCCAUUCCAGCAACGGCUGUGUGCUGGAGGAAAACAGUGCCGAAGAACUGGAGCUCCCAGAAAACCCAUAUGCCCAACCCAGUCCAGUAAGAAACCUGAAACAAGCCCCUCUCUUUGAGGGCAAGAAUGGAGUUCUAGAACGCAAAGCAGAGCCAAUGAAGCCAUCUCCCGUGCUGAACUUUCAGAAGCAUCCAGAGCUUUUACAGCCCUACGAUCCCGAAAAGAAUGAGUUGAACUUACAAAAUCACCAGGCUCCUGAGAGUAAUUGGCUAAAAACGUUAACAGAAGACGGUACCAAUAAAAAGGCCUGGACUUGCUCACCCAAACCUAGUCAUUCCCAGCCUACCAGCCCUCCCUUGGAAGACGCGGCGAAAUCCAGCACGACGGCCAUUCGACUGUGCAGCUCCGUGAUCAUUGACGACCCCAAGAAGCAGACGUCCGUGUGCGUGAAUGUUCAGAGCUGCAGUAAGGAAGGGCUGGCAGAGGACGCCCUUUCCCCUAGUGGGAGACCCCUACCUGCCCUCAGCCUGCACGCCCACCCCGAAGCCAAGAAAAUCAGGCCCGAUGUACUUCCCUUCCGGCGCCAGGACUCAGCUGGACCCGUCCUGGACGGAGCUCGGUCUCGGAGAUCCUCCUCGUCGUCCACCACGCCCACUUCAGCCAACUCUUUGUACAGAUUUUUACUCGACGACCAAGAAUGUGCCAUCCACGCCGAAAACGUGAACCGACAUGAAAACAGAAGAUACAUCCCCUUCUUGCCUGGAACUGGGCGGGAUAUUGAUACGGGAUCGAUUCCUUGCGUGGAUCAGUUAAUUGAAAAAUUCGACCAGAAACCUGGGCUGCAGAGAAGAGGCAGGUCCGGGAAGCGAAACAGAAUCAACCCUGAAGACAGGAAGAGGUCUCGAAGCGUGGAUAGUGCCUUUCCUUUCGGUCUCCAGGGGAACUCGGAGUACCUGAAUGAGUUUAGCAGGAACCUGGGCAAGUCCAGUGAGCACCUGCUGCGGCCGUCACAGGUGUGCCCGCAGAGGGCGCAGGUGCAGGAGCACCGCGGGAGGCAGGGCGCCGGCCGCGCCUUCGCCAGGCUGCAGGGAGCCCAGCCCAGGCCGCCGCAGCCCCCGCAGAGCAAAGAUGGGAAAGUUCCGGAAAACAGAGGUGGUCCGGAAAAUCCGACUGUGCGCACAUCUUCCCUCCCAGCACAGGCUAAGGAGGAGGAAAUCAAGACGGCCACCGCUACGUUGAUGCUACAGAAUCGGGCACCAGCAACUUGCCCUGAUUCUGGUACCAAGCGGAUUUCUGUGAAGACAUUUACUUCCACCUCCAAUACUCAGGCCACGCCGGAUCUGUUAAAGGGCCAGCAAGAGCUCACUCAACAAACCAAUGAGGAGACGGCCAAGCAGAUACUUUACAAUUACCUCAAAGAAGGAAGCACCGAUAAUGAUGAUGCUACUAAGAGGAAAGUCAACUUGGUCUUCGAGAAAAUCCAGACUUUGAAGUCUCGAGCAGCCGGGAGCACACAAGGAAAUAAUCAAGCUUCUAAUUCUUCAUCUGAAGUCAAAGAUCUCUUGGAACAGAAAAACAAGUUGAUGACAGAAGUGGCUGAACUUCAGAGACAGCUUCAGUUGGAAGUCAAGAAUCAACAGAACAUCAAAGAGGAGAGAGAGAGAAUGAAAGCAAACUUAGAAGCGCUCCAAAGCCAACAUGACAGUCAGGUGGAAGAGAACGCUGAGCUGCAGCGACGACUGGAGGAGAGUGAAGGGGAGCUGCGGAGACACCUGGAGGAGCUGUUCCAGGUGAAGAUGGAACGGGAACAGCACCAGACGGAGAUCAGAGAUCUCCAGGACCAGCUCUCAGAAAUGCAUGAUGAAUUGGACAGUGCUAAGCGAUCCGAAGACAGGGAGAAGGGGGCUCUGAUUGAGGAGCUCUUACAGGCAAAGCAGGACCUUCAAGAUCUGCUCAUCACCAAAGAGGAGCAGGAAGACCUCUUGAGAAAGCGAGAGCGUGAACUCACUGCCCUGAAGGGAGCCCUGAAAGAGGAGGUGUCCAGCCACGACCAGGAGAUGGACAAGCUGAAGGAACAGUACGACGCGGAGCUGCAGGCCCUGAGGGAGAGCGUGGAGGAGGCCACCAAGAACGUCGAGGUCCUGGCCAGCCGGAGCAGCAGCGCAGAGCAGACCCCGGUGGGGGUGGAAGUGCGCGUGAAGGCUCUGCAGGAGGAGAGUGAGAAGCUGCGGGCCUGUGUCGGAGAGCUGGAGCGGACAGUCGCGCGGCUGCACAGGCAGAUUGCUGACAUGAAGGGCGAUGAAGCCAAAGUGAAGGAAAAGCUCAAGAAGUUCGAGGGAGAAACUCGGCAAUUAGAGGAGGCCCUUGUGCACGCGAGGAAGGAAGAAAAAGAAGCCACGUCAGCCAGAAGGACCCUGGAGAGUGAGCUGGAAGAUGCUCAGAGAAAUCUGAGUCGGGCCAUCCAGGAGCAGAAGCAGUUGUCUGAGAAGCUAAAAGAUGAGACCGAGCAGAAGGAGCAAUUAAGGAGACUGAAGAACGAAAUGGAGACAGAGCGAUGGCACCUUGACAAGACCAUUGAGAAACUGCAGAAGGAGAUGGCUGACAUCGUCGAGGUGUCUCGCACAUCAACGCUGGAGCUCCAGAACCAGCUGGAUGAGUACAAGGAGAAAAAUCGCAGGGAGCUUGCAGAAAUGCAAAGGCAGCUGAAGGAGAAAACUCUGGAGGCGGAAAAGUCCCGUCUGACUGCCAUGAAAAUGCAGGAUGAGAUGCGGCUGAUGGAGGAAGAGUUACGGGACUACCAGAGAGCUCAGGAAGAGGCGCUCACCAAAAGGCAGCUUCUGGAGCAGACGCUCAAGGACCUGGAGUAUGAGCUGGAGGCCAAGAGUCACCUCAAGGAUGACCGAGGCAGACUCGUCAAGCAGAUGGAGGACAAGGUGUCUCAGCUGGAGAUGGAGCUGGAAGAAGAAAGAAACAACUCUGAUUUGCUGUCCGAGAGGAUCACGCGGAGUAGGGAACAGAUGGAGCAGGUGCGGAAUGAGCUGCUUCAGGAGAGAGCUGUGAGGCAAGACCUGGAGUGUGACAAGAUUUCCCUGGAGAGGCAGAACAAGGACUUAAAGAGCCGGAUUAUCCACCUGGAAGGUUCCUACAGGUCCAGCAAAGAAGGGCUAGUGGUGCAGAUGGAGGCCAGGAUUGCUGAGCUGGAGGACCGUCUGGAGAGCGAGGAGCGGGACCGAGCCAGCCUCCAGCUCAGCAACCGCCGGCUGGAGCGGAAGGUGAAGGAGCUGGUGAUGCAGGUGGAUGACGAGCACCUGUCGCUGACCGAUCAGAAGGACCAGCUGAGCUUGCGCUUGAAAGCAAUGAAGCGACAGGUGGAGGAGGCCGAGGAGGAAAUCGACAGACUGGAAAGUUCCAAAAAGAAGCUGCAGAGGGAGCUGGAGGAGCAGAUGGACGUGAAUGAGCAGCUGCAGGGGCAGCUGAAUUCCAUGAAGAAGGACUUAAGACUUAAGAAGCUGCCAAGCAAAGUGCUGGAUGACAUGGAUGAUGACGACAACCUCAGCACGGAUGGGGGAAGCCUCUAUGAGGCACCACUGACCUUCGCCUUCCCCAAGGACAGCACCAUCGUCAGCCAGAUCUGAGCCCACUUCCAGGGACCCGCCACCACAGGAGGAGGCAGGAAAGGGAGUACCCAUGCCCUAUCGCCGCCUCUUCACAAACCAGGCGACUCCUUCCCAUGACUUUACGUUCCUCCUAGGAUCUGGGUCGGGGUGCAGCCGGGGUAGCUGACCCAGCAGCUGCUGCAGUGCGGUACCGAGACACCUGUGGCCCAGAGCCGCCCCCGCCCACCUGGCGGGGUGGAGCCCCCUUCUGCCAGCUGUCUGCCAGCACUCCUGCAGUGCCCCCUGGACCCCCGCCCUCCCUUGUCAAGGGCAAGGGCCCACGUGCUAGCCCCUGUUUAAUAGUUGUCAUGCAGGGGAGCGGGGUGGCGAUGUAUACACUGUACAUAUUUUAAAUCAGACCUUCUCCUGGGCGCCUGCUUUUCCAGUUUAGAAUGUUACAGAGGCUUCGUCGGGUGGCUCGUUUGUAAAGUUCACACAUCUCUACUGAGUGUUAAUUUAAAAAAAAAAUAGCAGGAAUCUACCAGAUUGUUAAGUAUUAAGGAGCCGAGGCAGGACGAGGUAGAAUAAAGACCACUUUGGACAUCAGAGUUGGAAAAAAGGAAUUGUCGUGGUGAUAAGGGGCAGGUAAUCCUGAGAAGAGAAAUUCAAGCUGUCUUGGUAAAUGCCUUGUUGACGGAGGGAAGGAAAGUCAGAGGACACUUGUAUCUGUGGCCCUUGGUUGCUAUUUUAUUUAGAAUUUUGUUGUAAUUUCUGAAUCAUGCCGAGAUCAAUUCCAGUCACCCAGUGCAAUUUCUUCUAUGCUGGUGGGGUAGGGAGACGUGUAAGUAAAGUUUUUGACAAAUGAUGUGGUUCCUUGGGAGGAUGGAGCCUUCCGGUCGUGUCUUAUUAGUGCUUUCCUCCCACCUCCUGGAGCGGCAGGCUGCGCUCUCUUGGCCCCUGGACGGGGUGCUCACUGGGUGGGGACUUGUCGGGGGAGGUUGGGGACAAGGCUCACAUACUUGGGCUUGAGGAAGAGGUGAGUGAUGUGCAGUGAGGUCGUGGGGAUGGGGAGAAGGGGUGAUGAGCAGCUGUGUGUGGCGUGGGUAGGAAGGAGGCGGAAGGAGAAGAAGUUCUUGAAAGCUGGAGGGAUGUGUGGCAAGAGGCAGAUUGAGCAGGAUCUCAGGUUUAUGUGAGGAAAAGGAGGAAAAGAAACCAAAGUCAGACAGAGACAUAUCUGUGCAAACUGGAAGAAUCCUUCCAACUUCCUAGGUCAGAGGGACAGCGGCCAGCACCAGGCAGAAGGAAGCUGGGACUGGGUGAGGUCUAGGCAAGGCCAUGUUGCCGAAAUGGAGUUCCAUGGAGUCAUUGGGACGAUGAGGGGUGGCCUGGCACUUCCUGGUGUCACCUCCUCUGUGGCAGUCCCCAGAGGCCAGGCCCAGUCACAGCUGGCCAGGGCGUGGGGCAGGCAGCUCAGUGGGGCCAUGGCCAGGAGAGAACCCUGUGAGUCGUGUGCAUGGGCGGGGGUGGAGGUAAGUGUUCUGUGUCCCCACGCAGCCUGGUAGAUGAGUGGCCCAUGACUCAAGAGCUCCAUGACUGACGGUUGCCACAGGGAGCACAUGCCUCCCCCAGGCCACAGAGCCCACCCAGCAGGAUUCAGGGUGAUCAGCCCCAUUUAAGGGUGAGGCCCCCAGAGCAGAAGAGCCAAGUCCUCCUCCGCCUUUGCUGGGUGGCAUGCUGCUUGCCUUUGCUUACUUUCUUGGAGUGAGGAGAGAUCCCUCCCUUUAGCCAUGCAUUCAUUGAGCAGGUAUUUCCUGAGGACUCACGACAUCCCGGUCCUUGGCACUGGGAACACAGCAGUGAAUAUAAUGGCUCAAAAUCCCUCCCUUCCUGGAGCGCCAUCAGGGGUAAGAGGGUGACUGACAACAGUCACACACACGGACAUAGAGGCUGAGCCCCUCUGUCUUCUUGGGGACGCAGCUAGCCUGAGGUUGGCUGACUGGCUCUGGGGUUCUUCGACCCUCGUGUGUUCUUGAGUUCCCCACUGCUUCUCCCACCAUUAGAUAUUUGCCAGGAGGCCUGCUAGCAAGGCCUCCACCUGCGUACAACUACAGAUUGGAGAUGGGGAGGACUAGGGGCCUGAGAACUUGGGGAGCAAGUCAGCAUCUGUGUUGGUUUGUGAGAAAGUUGCUGCUUCUCGUUCUGGCCAAUUGCUUCUGGAGCCACGAGACAGCCUGCAAGAAACCAACUGCCUGUGAAAAGAGAACAGAGCUCACCAUUCAGAAGACCUGCAUCCUCACCCUGGAAGUGGUCCGUUCCUGUGUUAACAAACGUGCCCUCCUACGCAGCAGUCGGACUGGUGGUGAGCCUGACGUGUGCGGUGGAGCAGGGUGGGAGGAACACUGGACUGGGAGUGGAGAGACACAGUUUCAAGUUCUGGCUCAUCUUACCCCAGUGGCCUUGACAGGGUGACCUUGACACGUGAGCUCAGAGUGGCAGAUGAUGAGGAAUGACGGAGGACCAGGACCCACGGUCCUUGCCAGCUUUGACCUGCUAUCAUUCUUUGAUUUUAUUAUGUACACAUUUUUUUUUCUGUUUGUUGCUUAAAGAACUAAUCCUACUCGAGAAUAUUUUCUUUAGCUAGCUUAAAAAGAAAAAAAUAUUUAAUAAACAAGUAUAUGGCCAAAUGCAGUGCUGAGGAGACAAUCAUCAUAUAACUUUAUAAUUGUUUUUCGUGCUUCUGAAUGUCAUCCAACAAUGCCAAUAGCCUUAUUCUGUUGGGUUUCUGCUCUUGGAUAUGGUUUGAUGGCCUUGGUUUGUCAUGGGCAAGAGACAUUCUGAGGCAGCUCCCUCCAUGUAAGUGAACUCAUGGAGAAAGCAAGUUUGCCUUUCAAUAAAUGGUGUCACCCAACAGGAA
Molecule: messenger RNA, 6781 nt
Organism: Vicugna pacos (alpaca)
Lineage: Eukaryota; Metazoa; Chordata; Mammalia; Artiodactyla; Camelidae
Source: RefSeq, a predicted model, not a curated record